Molecule: messenger RNA, 1178 nt
Organism: Eruca vesicaria subsp. sativa (arugula)
Lineage: Eukaryota; Viridiplantae; Streptophyta; Magnoliopsida; Brassicales; Brassicaceae
Source: the annotation of a GenBank genome assembly
CUCGACGCCCUAAAAAGCUUCAACCGCUCUCGUCUUCUUCUGGAACCUUCUUCUCCGUCACAUUCGUCGCCGUCAGUUCGUUACCGAUUGUGUCAAUGGAGUUCUGGGGUGUUGAGGUUAAGAGUGGUGAGCCACUUAGGAUUGAUCCUGGAGAGGAUAUGCUUGUGCACAUCUCACAGGUUGCAUUAGGUGAGAAGAAGAACGGUGUGAACGAGCCAGUGAGGCUCUACAUGAAAGUUGAUGAUCAAAAGCUUGUGAUUGGGACGCUGUCACAUGAUAAGUUUCCUCAGCUGUGCACAGAGAUUGUGUUGGAAAAGAGUUUUGAGCUGUCUCAUAGUGGGAAGGAUGGAAGUGUUUACUUCACUGGUUACAAAGUUGAUGCUCAUGCUUCUGAUUCUGAGUCUGAGGACGAUGAACUUGCUGCGCCAGUUAUUGCGAAAUCAGGUGUGAAACAGGUGAACUUUCAGUUGCCUAAUGAAGAUGCCAAGGCUGAGGAAGAUGGUGAUGAGGAUGAUAGUGAUGAUGAGGAUGAUGACGACUCUGAAGAUGAGGAGGAAGAAAAGAAGGUUACUGCUGAAGUUGAUGAGGACGAUGAUGAUGAAGACUCAUCUGACGAUGAAGAAGAUGACUCAUCAGACGAGGAGACCCCACAGAAGAAGGCUGAAGAAACCAAGAAGAGGACUGCAGAAGCCAACACCUCGAAGACUGCUUCAAACAAGAAGGCCAAAUUCGUAACUCCUCAGAAAUCAGAGACGAAUAAACCACAUGUCCACGUUGCGACUCCGCAUCCAUCCAAGCAAGGAGGAAAGAACUCAGGGACCAAUGGAGAGUCUUCGAAGCAGCAGCAGACCCCAAAGUCUGCAGGUGCAUUUGGGUGCAACUCGUGCAACAGAACUUUCAAUUCGGAGAUGGGCUUGCAGUCUCACACAAAGGCCAAACACAGUGCAGCUGCUUGAAAUCUGUUGAAGAAGCAAGAAGAGACUUAUCCAUAAUCGUCUUUAGACUUUUGAUGUAGUUUGGUUUUAAAACCUCGAGUUUGGGAGUGAACCUGUUUAGUUAUCUUUUUCCUAAUCGUCAUGGGUAGACGAAACUUCGUUAAACCCUUUAUGUUUGGUGCUAAUAUGGUGGAUAUGAUAUUAAGUUGCCUUUUGUUGUGAAAGCAAAAAUUAUUUAGCCAA